AUGCGCGUAAAGUCCGGUGCUCUGACUCUGCGUCUCCGGCAGCCCCCGCAGAUGAAGUCCCUGAUGAGAUUCAAAUACUUGUGGGUUUCCUUACGGACAACGCUCCUAGUUCUCCUCUACUAUAGUUUCUCCAUUGGGAUAACAUUCUACCAGAAAUGGUUCAUAAAGGAUUUCCAUUUCCCUCUGAUUGUUGUGACAUGUCAUCUCGUAGUCAAAUUCAUCCUGUCAUGGCUGUGUCGAGUGACCUACACCCUAUUCACUCGACGGCAGCGUGUCCUGCUACCCUGGAGCGUCUACGUGCGACAUCUGGCCGUGACAGGAUUCGCUUCGGCCCUGGACAUCGGGUUCAGCAACUGGAGUUUUGAAUUCAUCACAAUCUCUUUGUACACCAUGACCAAAUCGACCUGUAUCAUCUUCAUCUUAGCGUUUUCCUUAUCUUUCGGCCUGGAAAAGCGGAGAUCCUCACUCAUUGCUGUAGUAUCGCUCAUAGCUAUCGGACUGUUCUUAUUCACAUAUCAAUCGACGCAGUUCAACCUUGAAGGUUUUCUGCUUGUUUUGAGCGCCAGUGCCUUGGCGGGUUUGAGGUGGACUCUCGCACAAUUAGUGAUGCAGCGGAAAGAACUGGGUUUGGGCAAUCCAGUAGAUAUGAUGUAUCAUAUUCAGCCAUGGAUGAUAGUGGGACUCUUGCCGCUGGCCAUAGCCUUCGAAGGAUCUCGUUUGGCGACGUCAGAGAAGAUAUUCCGAUUCAGCCCAGAACAGGAAGAAGUGCUUUUGAAUAAUCUGCUUCGGAUCCUCGGUGGGAGCGUGAUCGCGUUUUUCAUGGAAGUUUCCGAAUAUCUUUUGUUGAGCUACACUUCGUCGCUCACCUUGAGCAUCGCUGGCAUUCUGAAGGAAAUAUUCACCUUGUACUUGGCCGUAGUCUACAGUGGAGACAUACUGAGUCCACUAAACAUGGUCGGGCUCGUGAUCUGCCUCUGCGGUAUCACGAUUCAUGUCAUUUGCAAAAGCAUCCAUCAGGCUCGGAGCGAAGACGGAGUCAUGAAUGAGAGUGCCGAAAGCGGAAGGAGAGAUGGAGUCCGCGAGAGCCUCCUGCUCCCUGAGAGCGAUGAGGAGGAUAUCGGUGUCGCUUCGACCUCGUCUCACAACAAUGCCAACGAUUGCUCAUGA
Molecule: messenger RNA, 1167 nt
Organism: Galendromus occidentalis (western predatory mite)
Lineage: Eukaryota; Metazoa; Arthropoda; Arachnida; Mesostigmata; Phytoseiidae
Product: solute carrier family 35 member C2
Exons: 8
Coding region: 1-1167 (388 amino acids)
Source: RefSeq, a predicted model, not a curated record